GUGACCUACCCCAACAUGCUCUCCUUCUUCGAGGAACUAGAGGUGGCAAUAGAGCCCUCCGACAUGUCCUUUUCAGUGUCGGUACCGCGCUGCGAGUGGGGCAGCAACGGCCUCUCCGGCCUCUUUGCUUCGCGCCGCAACGCCUUCCGGCCCUCCUUCUGGCUCAUGCUGCGAGAGAUGACGGUUUUCCAUGAAGAUGUUCUCAAGUACCUCGCCAAAGUCGAAGCCUCCGGAGUGCUGCAGAGGCAGUCAGUUGUGCUCAACGGCAGCAGUAGCAGCAACGGCGCCGUACCAUCACCAGCGACACCAGCAGGCAGCAGCGACCUACUCACAGAGACGUUGGGGCAGUUCCUGAAGGACCGCGGCUACUCCUCCAUGUUCUGCGACUGCUACCUGCUCCCAGUGUGCGCCUCUAUAUGGUCAACCGGGAUAGAUGGCGCCAGGAGCUUCAACGCCUUCUCCGUGCUUUCCUUCCUCAAGAACCACCACAUGCUGCAGCUGCUUGGCAGACCACAAUGGCUGACUGUCUCAGGGAGAUCCCAGACCUACGUGAAGAAGGUGAUGGCGGCCGUGGAAGCCCGAGGGGGUGCCUUCCGCACCAACACGGAAGUGACUGGGGUGCAGAGCCUGGGCGAGGAAGCUGUGGAAGUGCGUUUAGGGGACGGAACAUCAGAGCGCUACGACCGGGUGGUGCUGGCAGUGCAUGGCGAUACCGUGCUGCCGCUGCUGGGGGAAGGAGCCAUGCAUGAGGAACGGCGGGUAUUCUCUGCCUUCAAAUACGCCACCAGCACCAUCUUUCUGCAUCGAGAUAAGUCCCUCAUGCCCACGAGAAGGGCCGCCUGGAGUGCGUGGAAUUUCAGAGGAGUGGACGCCAAGGGAGGGGUGUGCGUCACUUACUGGCUCAACACACUGCAGAACCUAGGAGACACAGACGAACCCAUCCUGGUGACUCUGAACCCACCAUCGGAGAUCAAGGGCAUGGUGCACCACCAGUGGGUUACCUCCCAUCCGCUCCCCACCACGGCCGCCACGGCUGCUGCUAGACUGCUCCCCACCGUGCAAGGAAGAAGGGGAAUCUAUUUCUGUGGGGCAUAUCUCGGAUAUGGCUUCCAUGAAGAUGGGUUCAAGGCUGGUCUGACUGCAGCCAACGCUCUCCUCGGUGCCAGCAGCAGCCCAGCCCUGCAGCUGCAGCGCAACACACCCCAGAUGCUCCUCCCGCUGCACUUUCAGGCCGCCAAGGCUGCAGUGCUCUCCUUCCUGCGCCCCUUCAUUCACCUCGGCUCCGUGCAAUUGUUGGAGCGAGGAGGCACGGUGUACCGGUUUGGGAGACAAGGUCCCAAGCUGGACUGUCAGAUGACCGUGCAUUCGCCCGCUUUUUAUUGGAAGGUGGCAACACGUGCUGACCUGGGAUUGGCCGAUGCCUUUGUGGAUGGAGACAUCUCCUUCCCUCAGGGCUCCAGAGGGCUGCUCAAGUUCCUCGAGAUCGUGAUUGCGAAUCGGGAUCGCAACAACCAACCCGGCCAGCGACCCGCAAAAAAAAAGGGGUGGUGGCGGCCUGCGCUGCUGACAGCAGUGGUGGGGUCAGCAGCUCUGUAUGCGAGACACCUGUUGCGAUUCAACAACCUCACCAACGCACGGCGUAACAUCUCCAACCACUACGACCUGAGCAACGGCAUGUUCCAGACCUUCCUAGACGAGACCAUGACCUACUCAUGCGCCAUCUUCCAGCGACCAGAGGAGCCGCUAGUGGAUGCACAGCUGCGCAAGUUGAGGCGCCUCAUUGCCAAGGCGCGCAUAGACUCGUCUCACCACGUGCUUGAGAUUGGGUUCGGGUGGGGAAGCUUGGCUCUGGAGACGGUCAGCAUUACGGGGUGUCGCUACACGGGCAUCACGCUCUCCUCGCAGCAGCUGCAACUCGCCACAGAGAGAGUCAAGGCUGCUGGCUUGCAGGAUCGAAUCAACUUCAUGCUCUGUGACUACCGCAACCUGCCAGGGACGGGCAAAUUCGACCGUAUCCUCUCAUGUGAGAUGCUAGAGGCGGUGGGUCACGAGUACCUGGGCGAUUUCUUCCACCACUGCGACCGCUUGCUCGCAAUGGACGGACUCCUGGUUGUUCAGGUGAUCACCACGCCAGAGAGUCGCUACGAAGAGUACCGUCUGUCCUCCGACUUUAUCAAGGAGUACAUCUUCCCCGGCUGCUGCGUGCCCUCCCUCUCUGCUCUCACCGACGCCAUGGCCAAGAACUCCGCCUUCAG
This is a messenger RNA of Closterium sp. Naga37s-1, 2255 nucleotides long. The record is from the annotation of a GenBank genome assembly. NCBI's taxonomy places the organism in Eukaryota, Viridiplantae, Streptophyta, Zygnematophyceae, Desmidiales, Closteriaceae.